Magnolia sinica is the source of this 1874-nucleotide messenger RNA. Its product is annotated as 1-aminocyclopropane-1-carboxylate synthase-like. Bases 309 to 1778 code for a protein of 489 amino acids. Lineage: Eukaryota; Viridiplantae; Streptophyta; Magnoliopsida; Magnoliales; Magnoliaceae. Gene Ontology annotation, molecular function: transaminase activity; pyridoxal phosphate binding. The transcript has 4 exons. Gene Ontology annotation, biological process: biosynthetic process; amino acid metabolic process. The record is from RefSeq and is a predicted model, not a curated record.
UCUCUCUCUCUCUCUCUCUCUCUCUCUCUCUCUCUCUCUCUCUCUCUCUCUCUCUCUCUCUCUCUCUCUCUCCCUCUCCCUCCCUCUCCCUCUCUCUCUCUCUCUCUCUCUCUCUCUCUCUCUCUCUCUCUCUCUCUCUCUCUCUCUCUCUCUCUCUCUCUCCCUCUCCCUCUCCCUCUCCCUCUCCCUCCCUCCCUCCCUCCCUCCCUCCCUCCCUCCCUCCCUCCCUCCCUCUCUCUCUCUCUCUCUCUCUCUCUCUCUCUCUCUCUCUCUCUCUCUCUCUCUCUCUCUCUCUCUACCCCUUCCCUAUGGCAUUGGCUAGGAACAAUGGCCACCAUGAAUUGCUAUCUAAGAUAGCAACCAACGACAACCAUGGUGAGAACUCCCCAUACUUUGAUGGGUGGAAGGCAUACGAUAAAAAUCCAUAUCAUCCCACCACGAACCCGCAGGGGGUUAUUCAAAUGGGUCUAGCUGAAAAUCAGCUAUGCUUUGACCUGAUAGAGGACUGGAUUAAGAGAAACCCCAAGUCGUCCAUUUGCACGGCAGAAGGGGUAUCAAAAUUCAAGGAUAUUGCAAUCUUUCAAGAUUAUCAUGGGCUAUCCGCUUUCAGAAAUGCAGUGGCCAAGUUCAUGGAGAAAGCGAGGGGAGGUAGAAUCAAGUUCGACCCAAAUCGGAUUGUUAUGAGUGGUGGAGCCACCGGAGCUAACGAACUGAUUACCUUCUGUUUGGCUGACCCUGGAGAUGCAUUCUUGGUUCCUACACCUUAUUAUCCAGGGUUCAAUCGUGACUUACAGUGGCGAACAGGAGUUCAACUACUUCCGGUCGUUUGCCAAAGUUCUAAUGGUUUCAAGGUCACAAGAAUCGCAUUAGAAGCAGCAUAUGAGCAAGCCCAAAAGGCCAACAUCAAUGUAAAGGGAGUGAUCAUCACCAACCCAUCCAACCCACUUGGGACCAUCUUAGAUAGAGAAACCCUAGAAGCACUAGUUAGCUUCAUCAACGAGAAGAACAUUCACUUAGUCUGCGAUGAGAUAUAUGCUGCAACCGUCUUUAACCAGCCUAAUUUCAUUGGCAUAUCUGAGAUAGUAGAGAAAGAUGCCCGAUGCAAUAUGGAUCUUGUCCAUGUUGUGUACAGCCUCUCAAAGGAUCUUGGCCUGCCAGGCUUCAGGAUAGGCGUGGUGUACUCAUACAACGAUGCCGUAGUCAGCUGCGGUCACAAGAUGUCGAGCUUCGGGCUUGUGUCCUCACAAACCCAACACCUACUUGCAGCCAUGCUUUCAGAUGAUGAUUUCACAGAGAGAUUCAUAGCUAAGAGUUCUGAGAGGUUAGCUGCUCGCCAGAAGACCUUCACAUCAGAGCUGGCUCAAGUAGGGAUAAGCUGUCUGAAGAGCAAUGCAGGACUCUUCUGUUGGAUGGACUUGCGACCACUCCUCAAAGACCAGACGGUGGAGGGAGAGAUGGCCCUCUGGCGGACGAUCAUCAACGAAGUCAAGCUUAACAUUUCACCGGGUUCCUCUUUCAAUUGCUCGGAGCCUGGUUGGUUUAGGGUUUGCUUCGCAAACAUGGACGAGGCGACCAUGAUAGUGGCACUUCAGAGGAUUCGAUUGUUCGUGUCUGAAAAGAAGGUGGUGGCACUGGCGAAGAAACGAGCUUGGAAUCAAGCUAAUCUCCGACUUAGCUUCAAAGCUGGAAGGUGUGAAGAUAUCACCAUGACCCCACGUGCAAUGUCACCUCACUGCAUGAUGUCCCCGCACUCACCGCUCGUUGGGGCGGCCAACUGAUCUUUGUUGUAUUGGAUCUAACAAUGGAGGGAUGUGAUUUCAUCCCUUUCAUGGUGCUGAUGAUUUUUUUCAUACAUAAGGGGGGUGAGGGAGAGA